AUGAUGACCUCCAGCGGAAGAUAUCACCAUAAGACCUCCCGUUCUGCAGAAGAGGAGUCUGACCCAAUCAGUCCCAUCAGUCGUGUGAGCACAGCUGAAGGUUUCGGUAAUCGUCAAAAACCCGGUGCGCCCGGAGAAGUUCGUAUCUCCUUCGAUAAUGGCAGGAGUUCCAUCCUUCCGGGCGACGAUGACAGCGACACCACAUCAACGGGUUCGGGUCGCCGAAGAGCCUUCCGCCGUCGCGGGAAACGCAUGACCGCUUCUCGAAACUAUCAUAACCCGACGAAGAUCAUCGGCGCCGAACCUGGGAUCUCUGCUACUCAGGAAAUCGACUUGGAACUAUACGCCCGGUGUGGAAUCACUUGUGUGGAUUAUGGCAUGGACGAUAUGAUCACUACUGAAUUGAUCAAUGAGACACUCCCGGAGUUUCUAGCUCGACCGCGACCUAAGUGGGCGACUGUCAGAUGGAUUAAUGUCAAUGGACUGUCCUGGGAUGUUAUCAAAUGCCUUGGCCAGUACAAAGCUCUCCACCGUCUGGCAAUCGAGGACAUUAUGAAUACCCACUCUCGCUCAAAGACGGAUUGGUAUUCAGACCACGCCCUCGUAGUCAUGACGCUGCAGAAACUCGUCCAUCUCGAUACCACCGAAGAAGAACAUAAGAAACAGAAAGGCAAUUGGUUUCAAAGUUUGUUCGACGUACCGGAUGUAGUGGAUAGCGAUGACGAUUCGUUCCCGGAAGUGCAGGGCCACAGCGACGGAACCGAGACCAAAACCAUCCAAACGCUUCAAAGGUACCACGGAGGACCGAAUUACGAACGCAUACUCUUUAUGGAGAAGAACUCUAGUCUCGCGCAGAAGGACUACGCCGUGGCUGUGGAGCAGUGCUCUAUAUUCUUAUGCGACGACAAUACCGUCAUUAGCUUCUUUGAAAGUUCCGCUGACGAUAUCGAACCACCAAUAAUGGCUCGUUUAUCGUCCACCAAUACCCUGCUGCGCAGUUCCUGCGAUGGUAGUAUGGUCGUUCAAGCCAUCAUAGACGCCAUCGUCGAUCUUUGCUUCCCCGUAAUCCAUGCAUACCAGGAUACAAUCGGCGAGCUAGAGCUUAGCGUCCUAACGGACACAUCCCUCCAUGAUACCCAGAGGUUAUACAUCCUAACCAGCGAACUGGCGCUUUUGAAAACGACAAUCCAGCCGCUGACGGGGAUCAUCAAUGCUCUUCGUGAUCACAAGAGGGAUCCUACUAAGAAAGGAAAUAACUCCAUGAGUCAAUUGACAUCCGUAGGAAUCUCGCCCAUUGCGCAUACUUACCUUGGCGACGUGCAAGAUCACACUAUCGUUUUGUUGGAAACAGUGGAAACAAUGAAGAGGUCAGCUGAUAAUCUUACCGACUAUAUCUUCAAUACCGUGGGUAAUCUACAAAAUGAGAAUAUGAGACAGUUGACUAUUGUCACGAUAUUUUUCCUGCCGUUGACCUUCUUAACUGGUUAUUUUGGGAUGAAUUUCACCGAGUUUAAAGGAAUCGAAAGGUCGGAUGCUUUCUUUUGGUACCUUGCCGUGCCAAUCGGUGUAACAACCAUGCUAGCAUUAUUAAACGGCCCACUCGUCCGCCAGAUCAUAAAACUUUUCCGCCGCCGUCAGAUUAGUAAGGUCCGGAGGCUUCGAGAAAGGCAGGAACGCAAGGAACGCCCCCGAUUGAGAUUGAAUGCCACCCGACGUUUGACCUUUGGCCCUAGGAAAGCUAAAGACAAGUCCUCGACCAAGCAGGCCAACGGUGAUAUGACAAUACCUGAAGAGCCACCCAUGCCAUCGGGGAGUGAGACGAUUGCAAGAGAUAUGGCUUUCAAUGAUGGGAGUGAAAGAAUUACAAUUGAGCCUUGA
Messenger RNA from Orbilia oligospora ATCC 24927, 1878 nucleotides. RefSeq lists its product as uncharacterized. Gene Ontology annotation, biological process: metal ion transport; transmembrane transport. Lineage: Eukaryota; Fungi; Ascomycota; Orbiliomycetes; Orbiliales; Orbiliaceae. The record is from RefSeq and is a predicted model, not a curated record. The coding region runs from base 1 to 1878 and encodes 625 amino acids. Gene Ontology annotation, cellular component: membrane. Gene Ontology annotation, molecular function: cobalt ion binding; magnesium ion binding; cobalt ion transmembrane transporter activity. The transcript is spliced from 5 exons.